UUUUAUUUUGAAUUAAAGUUGGUAUGCCAAUACUUGGUUUUCAUCUGUAUGGAGCAUCAUAUAAACGUGGUUUCUUCUGUGAUGACGAAGCACUCAAGCAUCCCUACAAGGCUUCAACAGUACGCAGUUGGAUGCUCUAUUUGAUGGGUUUUGUGGUACCAAUAGCAAUUAUCACGGCUAUUGAAUUCUUUAAGUCACACAGUCAACGUAUGCGCGGAUUCGGCCACCUUUCUGGCGAACGUUACAUUUUCUAUCAUCUUGAAAUACCAGAUUGGUGCGUGGAAUGCUAUAAAAAGAUCGGAGUUCUAAUAUUUGGAGCUGGCGUAUGUGAAUUGACUGUAGAAAUUGCUAAAUAUUCCAUUGGUCGUUUAAGACCACACUUUUUUGAGGUUUGUCAGCCGAUUAUGAAUGAUGGCACUACAUGUGAUGACGCUAUUAAUGCUGGGCGGUAUAUCGAAGAUUUCACCUGCCGUGGAGUAGAUAUGUCUGCGAAGAUGAUAAAAGAAGUAGGUUUGUCUUUCCCCAGUGGUCACGCAAAUUUUGCAUUUUAUACGAUGUUGUACAUAAUGAUUUAUUUGCAAAAGCGCAUGACAUGGAGUCGUUUCAAAAUGUUUAAGCAUUUACUGCAGUUUCUAUUCCUAAUGUUUGCUUGGUAUGCAUCAUUAACACGUGUUUCCGAUUAUCAACAUCAUUGGAGCGAUGUCUUAGCAGGAUCUGCUAUUGGCACAUUCUAUGCGGUUAUAGUGACUUCUUCAAUGUGGUAACAUGAACUCAGUUUUAAAAAAUUUUACCGGGACGAUUCAAUCCAAAAUAUAAAACUUCUGUACAAUUGUU
Messenger RNA from Teleopsis dalmanni, 834 nucleotides. RefSeq names its product putative phosphatidate phosphatase. Gene Ontology annotation, molecular function: phosphatidate phosphatase activity. Bases 24 to 764 code for a protein of 246 amino acids. The record is from RefSeq and is a predicted model, not a curated record. Gene Ontology annotation, biological process: phospholipid metabolic process; signal transduction; phospholipid dephosphorylation. Lineage: Eukaryota; Metazoa; Arthropoda; Insecta; Diptera; Diopsidae. The transcript is spliced from 5 exons.